Choloepus didactylus (southern two-toed sloth) is the source of this 2134-nucleotide messenger RNA. RefSeq lists its product as uncharacterized. Lineage: Eukaryota; Metazoa; Chordata; Mammalia; Pilosa; Megalonychidae. Bases 1 to 822 code for a protein of 273 amino acids. The record is from RefSeq and is a predicted model, not a curated record. The transcript is spliced from 3 exons.
AUGAGGAAAGGCAGGGGAGGAGCUGGCCCUAGAGGAGGCAAAAUCCAGGGGCACUGGCCGCGCCGCAAUACCGGCGGACACCCAGCGGGCUCGGCUCUACAGAGCCUGAGCCCCCGCCACCGCCAGCAGCCGUUGCUGCCGCCUCUGCCAAACCAUCCUUCAGACACCGGAGCAGCUGCCUCACAACAUGUCGGCCGCCGCCGCUGCUGCAACCGCGGCGGCCGCCUGGGCAAGAAUACGGACAGAGUCAGUCACAGAGGGGACCUCAGUGGCGGCCGCCGUGGCCGUUUAGCCCGAACGCAGAUCGUGGAAGCCGGAGCGGCUGCAACAUCGGCCUCUCCGCAGGCCAGGGAAGAAGGUUUGCGAGCAGCCGCUCCCGACACCCUUUGCACCACCGGAAGCCUCGGCCCUCACCAGCUUGCCCCCUCCUUCCCAGACCGACUUCCGGGUGUGGCUACCGCCCUUCCCCCACUAGCGCCGGCGGGAACCGCCUCUUCUCGCCGCCAGCAGCUUCCGCAUCCUGCUGGCCGGGCAGGCGCCCGGGCACGCGCCCAGGCAUCCCACCCCUUCACCGGGCCAGCUGCCGGGCGAGCGCGCGCCUCGUGGUACCGGGGAACCCUGGGCACGCGCCUUCUCCGGGACUGGGGCAACCGAUGGGGAAUGGAGUGGGUGGGUGAGGGGUGCUCGGUUUCUUCGCCUUUACGUUGUCUCAACCAUUUGAGGCCUCGAAACCACCUCUCGCAGCCGUCUUUGUGGAAAAGGGGCUCUGAUUUCGUUAAAAGAACUCUCUGUUUUUCCUUAAGGAGACGAAUUUGGGCUUGAAUGGGGAGAGGAACCGGGCCUGAGCUGGGUAGUGAGGAGGUGAGGUAGACAGCGUCGCUUGCUUGCACCGUCAGAGGGAAAGCUUUUGAAGAUGUCUAAUAGAUGUUUUUCGGAUCAAAGUUUUCUGUGGUCCUCCACCCACUUUCUCGUUUUAUGGGAAAGGAGACAUUCGGGAAAGAGACUUGACUAGUCACAACUUGAGGCUAAACUGGAAACUAGAAGUCAGACCCACUGUAGUGGAAAUGCGUAGCGUACAAUGAGCCAGGUUCCAACCUAGUCGUUUUUCACGGUGCAUUGCACGCUGGCUUCUAGAGGGGAAAAAAAAUGUUAGAGCUUCUUAAGCAACUCUGAUUUUUGCUUAUGUCCACAGGUGUUAAGUUCUUCACAAAAAUGAAUCCUUUUAAAAAACUAAAUUUGUUGUACUGUCAUUUGGGAGAAGAGGUUACUUUAUAAAUAGUGGGAUGUUGCAAUUCUGUAAAGUUAAUGAGAUACUAUUUAAAUCAGUUUUGGCAAUUUAGUUCAUCAAAUACAUUGUUCUUGAUACAUUGGACAACAAUUGAUUUGUUUGAAAUGUUUUUUUAAAACGUUUUUUAAAACUCUACAUGUGGCACCUGGAGGGGACCUUACAUUUACUGCUUUUUUCGUUUAAUAUUUUCUCCUGGACACAUACCAGUUCUUUCAUUUCUAAAGUGUGGACACCUGUUUUUCAGUGCUAGUAACUUUAAUCAAAACAGAAUUUCUUUGAUAAAAUAAUAUUUUAAACUUCUCUUCAAAAUAGGAAUGUGAAAAUUGGUGGCUAGUUGGCUCAGAGAUAAUAUCUUUAUGAAAUGUUUUUUGUAAUUUAGUUUGCUGUUGGUUUAAAGAGUUAUUAUGUCAUCUAAAUUUGGCCUUAUAUUAAUCUUAAAUUUCAUAGCCUUAUUAAUUUUAUCAAUCCCGAGGUUAUCACAUUGUCACUGGCCCAAAUUUUGUUGCUCCUGAAAAAAUCUAAUAGUAAUAAUGGUGUUUUUUCAUAAUAACACUUAUGCUAUAUAGACUUAGAGACAUAAGCUGUAUAGGUCAAUAGGGCAUGCAUUUGAAGUUGUGAUUCCCGUCAUUGUUUGUUACUACAAGCUUAAUAAUCAUGGAAUAUGUAGAAAAGGGACCUAGGUUCCAGUCCUGGCUUUUUGUUACUUCAGACAAGUCAUUCUCGGAGCCUCAUUUUCUUCAACUAAAAAUGGAGAUACUACAUUAUUCAUAGGAUUCCCAGUCAAGUGAAACUAUUAAAGAUGCCUGCAAAUUAUUUAACACUCUUCCCACCAAGAAGUGGGGUAUA